CGCCUCAGUUAGAUCCUAGCACCGAACGUGCAUUAAGACAAUGCAUUAGACAAUUGGAACUAUUGAAGACCGUAUGGUUGGAUGUGUUGCCUAUAAAUAUCUACUGUAAAGCUGUUGGAUGUAUAACGAAUUCUAUGAUUGACGAUUUAAUAACGAAGGUCAUAUCUGCCGAAGAUAUUCCUAUUGAUGUUGCGACAGAAAUGGUAACUUUAUUUAAUAUGGUUGUAAAACGAAUGCCGCAGAUAUUUCCUGAUCAACAGAUUCAACAUCAUGUACGUAAAUGGAAGAAAUUUUUGGAGCUUAUUAAGUUACUUGGUGCGUCAUUGAAAGAAAUCGAAUUUAGAUGGGGAAAUGGAAAAGGACCAUUAGCACAGGAAUUCACUGCUCCACAAGUUAAACAAUUGGUCCGUGCAAUCUUCCAGAAUACGGACAGAAGAUCUAAUCUUUUAGCCUCUAUAAGAUAAAAAUGUAAAAUACAAAAUUUCAAAUACAUAUAAAUAAUAUAUAAUAAAAUGAAUAAAUAAUCAAGUUUGCACCAUAUAUGUAUACGUUCUGUAUUAAAAUUGAAUAUGGAAAAUAGCUCAAAACGAAAUCAACUAAAGAGAAGAUAGUCAUGUAAUUUUAUAUGCUUUUGUAUAAAAAAUAAAAAAAUACAAUAUACCUCUCUCU
Cyphomyrmex costatus is the source of this 669-nucleotide messenger RNA. RefSeq names its product centromere/kinetochore protein zw10. Gene Ontology annotation, cellular component: RZZ complex. Gene Ontology annotation, biological process: mitotic spindle assembly checkpoint signaling; endoplasmic reticulum to Golgi vesicle-mediated transport. Lineage: Eukaryota; Metazoa; Arthropoda; Insecta; Hymenoptera; Formicidae. The transcript is spliced from 3 exons. Bases 135 to 464 code for a protein of 109 amino acids. The record is from RefSeq and is a predicted model, not a curated record.